Oreochromis niloticus (Nile tilapia) is the source of this 4605-nucleotide messenger RNA. RefSeq names its product serine/threonine-protein kinase pim-2. Gene Ontology annotation, cellular component: cytoplasm. Gene Ontology annotation, molecular function: ATP binding; protein serine/threonine kinase activity. The record is from RefSeq and is a predicted model, not a curated record. Bases 2234 to 2824 code for a protein of 196 amino acids. NCBI's taxonomy places the organism in Eukaryota, Metazoa, Chordata, Actinopteri, Cichliformes, Cichlidae. The transcript has 5 exons. Gene Ontology annotation, biological process: protein autophosphorylation; regulation of mitotic cell cycle; negative regulation of apoptotic process.
CUUGUGAAUCAUGAUUCACGAGUCAGUAAAGUGAUUCUCGAGUAUUGAACGAUUCGUUCACGAAUCGAACAUCACUAAUACUGGCCCAUUUGUCUUAAUUGCUUGUGUAAGGAGAAGCUACUGAAGAAAAAAAAAAAAAAAACAAAAAAAAAACCCCCCCAACAAAAACCCUCAUCUGUGCUUUUUACAGUGAUGUUCCACAUGUCUUGCUGAUUGACUGUGAGCAGUUUUGUGUAGCUUCCAUAGCAUGAUGUGUCACCUAGUAUUUUACUAAUUCACCCCCCGAGGUCUCUUGUGUUUUGCAGACACAGUUGCUAAUGUUCCAGAGAGGUACAGCUUUGCAGCUACAGUGCUGGUCCUACAGUGUAGCAGUUUUCAGUGCUCUUUUGUGAAAGCCUCCAUAGAAGACAGUUUGAGACCCCAGAGUUAAUCAGGAACAAACUGCAGAUGAGAAGCCUAAGAGUUGGGAGGAGAAGAUAGGAAAAACCCCAAAGAAAAAACCUUAAACACAAGAACUGCAGUGUCAGAUCUGCUGUAAUUCAUGUGUUUGAGUCACUAUACCUCAGCAUCUUUCCUCUCAUUGCUCUUCAGACUGCCAGAAUCUGAGAAAUUAUCAAGUUCUGAAUAACCCUACCAUCAAACAAAACUAUUACAUGCAGAUAUUCUCAAAUAGAAAUCACAUGUGCCUUCCACUGUGGCUCUCUCAACUGGAUUAUAAAAUGGUUUCCUGAGCUGAAUUGGAGUUGAAAAGAGGAAGUCAGACAGCACUGUAUGGGGUUGCACACCUUCUUGAAGUUGGAUUCCUUCCAGCCCAGUGGAAAGAGAAUACUGCCAAAACCUUACUUAAAUAAAAUUCCUAUCUGCAGUUAAAGUUCAAUUUGUGGACAUUCACUUUAUGGUUCUCAUCUAACAUUAAAAGAUCAUACUAGUAUGUGAAAUUUAACAGUUCUUAUAGGUCACUCUAGUCAAUAAAACACAUGCCCUUGGGAUGCGUGUCUCUAAAAUAUUCUUAGCAAACAAGUACCAUAGAUCUUUAGAGGAGAGCUACCGUUAACAGGUGUGACUGAGUCAGAGGUUGUGCAGGGUGGGCACUCGGAUGUAGGCAGUUAGGGGUAAGCAAGUCUCCUCACCACCGGCUUAAAUUAGUCUCUGGGAUCUAACACUACACAGACUAAAAGGCGCCUUAUUUUUAACAAAUCACAUUACUGCUCACAUCUGAUGUGCAAUAGGCUGUUGCACCAAAAAGUGAUUUCUGUUGUCUUUUUUUUUUUUUUUUUUUUUUUUUUUAAGUCUAAUAUCUUUACUUAUAUUAGUAAAUAGACUGUAGUGAAUAGGGUUUAUGAAGGGGUUCUAAAAGAAAUUACCCAUUUUUGAAUCAUCUUUACGACUCUGUAUUUGUACUCAGUCACUUCAAGUUUAGAUAACUGAUGUUACAAUUUCUGCUGCCCUCGUGGGUAGAGCCAUUUUGGAACUGAUUGCAGCAGCUACUUUGAUAGAAGAGCUCUUCUAGCUCUAAAUUACUUUAUAUUUUUUGUGACAGAUGUGAUUGACCAAUUUGUCAGAUUUUAGGUCAGUCAUUUAUAACAGUUUAAAGUCAACUUUUUGGCACAACAACAUCACUUACGGCUAUGACUGGACACAAGCACCCUGAUACAAUUGUGGUCAAAUCAGAUUUAAAAUUUAUAAGAGUGCCAUCUGUUGUCAGAAAGUGACAUUGCAGGUAACUGUCAGUAUGGGACAUUUAAGGUAGAGUAAAGGGACAAACCAAUUUUGCUCAUUAUACAGGAUGUCCUGCUAAAACAGAAGAGUUGACAACCUUAGAAACGGCCCAGCAUGCCUCUCUUGCACCACCAUUUCAGCAUGAAUAAACUGUCCAGAUUUCUAGAAAUGAGAGCUACUCCAUCCAAAGUAGGAUGGAUGCCAUCUUGCCUAACAAGACUAGGUUCCCCAGAAUGUUCCCCCAAUCUAUAAUGCCAUGUCUUUUUAGACACCACUCAGACUGCAAUUUGAGAACAUUCAACUAAACAUGUCACUCCUGGUCUGAUUUGGGAGGGGACCAAAAACAAAAACCACUAGCGAGUCCAACAUCGUUUGGCAAUGUCACACUUAGAUUCAAUAUUAAAUUUGGUGUAUUCCAAAUGACAUAACCAGGUGUCAUUAUGAAGACAAUGGCUACAGGUCACUAUAAAUUCAGGGUCAUCUGUUGUCUGCCUUUAUUUCAACAAACAGCACAAUGGCACCACAGAACACAUCAUCGGUCAAGCUCUGCAAGGCAACCAAAAGGAAGGCCAGUUCUGACCAGGCCCUCAGCAAAAAGACAAGGCUGUCAGCGUCUAUGACAAGCAGGGCAGUUGGCAAUGGGCCUUUGGACCUCAAGGAGAAUGAUCCAACUUCAUCAUCAGUGAACACUGGCAGAGCUGAAUUUGAAGCCAGAUACAUCCAGGAGCAUCAACUUGGUGAAGGAGGAUUUGGAUGCGUGUUUGCUGGCUAUCGUAAAGCAGACAAUUUACCGGUGGCCAUAAAACACAUUCCAAAAACCAAGAUUUUCUGGGAAAACAAGGCUGAGGAUGGGAAGAGUCUUUCAGUGGAGGUGGCUGUUAUGUUGGAACUCCAAGAUGGAAAAACUGGACAGCUGCUGAACUCGAUAUCCGUGUCCUUGCUGGAUUGGUACGAUCUCCAGGAGGAACAAAUUCUGGUGCUUGAGCGACCAAUCCAUGCACAGGACCUCUUUCAGUUCAUUGAGGUCAAAUGGAGGUUGUGUAAAGGAGGGCAUGGCCAAGGCCUCAGACAAGUUACCUGUAAUUCAUCUAUGCUGAAGAGGUGACUGAUUGUGGGAGGGGACCCGAGGGGACCCAACCCCCCCCCAAAAAAAGGAGGAGCCCCAGCAAGGUGGCCAUUAUUUUAGAGCCCUGGGAACAAAUUCUGUUGCUGAGGGGCCAAUCACUGUACAGGACCUCUUUCAGUAUAUUGAAGUUAUCAGAGUUUGCCUAAAGGAGGACCUGACAAAGGUAAGAUGCUCGUGAGUCUUUGAUCAUAUGUAUUAAACAGUCAAGAGACAGACCUGAGCAGAUCUUAUGGGAAGCACUGAACCAGCUCCUGAGUGGAGGAUAACAAGUCCAUUUCACUAUAGAUUCACUCCAAAGAUCAACCAGACUCUGCAGGAACCCAGCACCCAACCCUUCAUCUUCGAAGUUCAAGAACAAAGCACAGUUGGCAUAGCACAUGAAGGUUCAACUUUAAGGUUCUACUAUCAUUAUCAUCCGCUUGAUUACAAACCGUGUCAUCAGGGCACCACAACACCAUCGCUAUAGACAGAGCAGCCAGGGAAGCAGGGGAACAUAUCAAGGCCCUGAGUAAACUUGGUCAUCCCAGCUGGACAUUUGUCAAAUCUGGGAAGGCGCUUAAAGCACCAGGCAAUCCAGGAGAGAAGGACAACUGCUGCCCAAGCAAAAACCCCUAGUGAUCCCUAGUGUCAGGAGUAUCAGAACAGUUGAGACAUUUUUUUCUAAACACAAUGUCUUUGUGGCUUUUAAACUCCAAAACAAGCUACGCCAAAAAUUGGUCCACCCCAAGGAUCAGGUCCCCCGAUACAAACAGUAAUGUAGUGUACACUGUUAAGUGCCAAGAGGGUCACCAUGAUCGGCAAAACCAAACAACCUCUGGCAAAGCAGAUGGCACAAGACAGAAAAGCUAACUUGUCAGGCCAAGACUCCGCUGUCUAUUUAGACAGAGGCCACUGGACAAUUCUUUUGAUGAGGAUGUAUACAUCAUGGACAGAAGAAUGCUGGUUUGAGCAAGGAGUCAAUGAGGCCACUUAUGUGAAAAGGGAAAGACGAUCUCUGAAUCGAGGAGGGUGCCUAGGUACAUCUGUCAACAUCUUACAAUGCUGUGAUUGCAGCCAUUUAACUCUGAAUGGUACUCAUGGCCAUGAUCAAUGGUAUUUGAUCAAUGUCAUGACAAUUUGCAUGUUAAUGAUCAAGGAGCUGACCUCUCAGCCCAUUGUUCAUUUAGUGGGCUAGUUGUACAAAUGUACUGUUUAUAAGGUUGGGGGAAGCCUUCAGUCAGCUGAGACUAAAGUCACUUAGAUGAGUGACGAAACAUUUCUCUCACUGAGAACGCCGUGUCCAGAUGAACAGAAUCAACCUGUUGGGAGUCAUUUAAGUGAACUUGCAUUGAAUGCAAGCCUUUCCCUUCACUAAGCCCUGCCAGCUGAGUUGGAGGCUCUUGUUUGACUUCCAUAGGUUUCACACUAGCCUGUCACAAGUUGGGUUGUGUGAGAAAUUGCAGACAUGGACUACAGGGACCAAAUACAUUUUCAUACUUAAAAAACUCACCUUAGUGGGCAAGUCUUUGGAUCAGUGUUUUGAUUUGCAUGCAUGCUUAUAAUUUGAUUCUUUAGUUUUAAAACAUAAGCCUUGGGAUUAUUAAAAUAUUCUAAUAUAAGGAGUAUCUAUGUUUAAUUCUACAAUAGUGUAUAAAUUUGAAUGUAAUAAAAUGGCCAAUAUGUCAACCAAUUUAUGAAAUUUAUAUUUCUACCUUGCAAGUUUGUUUUUGUUUUAAAUAGGAGCUUUAAGAUUGAUGAACAAAUUCAUCAGGGUAACAAAA